Molecule: messenger RNA, 4608 nt
Organism: Cylindrotheca closterium
Lineage: Eukaryota; Bacillariophyta; Bacillariophyceae; Bacillariales; Bacillariaceae
Source: the annotation of a GenBank genome assembly
AUGGGCGCAACACCGCAGCUUCUUCCGCUCUCAGGGCAGACAGCGUAUCCAAGGGAGGCGUUUAUGGUGGAUCUUUUACGUGCAAUAACCCAAUGGCGCGACGAGGGGUGUGAAGUGAUUGUGGGCGUGGAUGCUAAUGAGGAUGUCUUCUCAUACCAGGAUUCCUCUUUUUGCCAGCGACUUCGCAGCAUAGGAUUGGAGGAAGCAAUCCUACAACGUCAUCCAAGUCGAACUGCAGCAACCCAGCAUCGCAACAAACGUGGCAGACCCAUUGAUGGGAUUUUCGCAACUUCCAGAGUGGUGGUUAAAGCGGGUGGCUACUACAACUUUGAUGAAUUUUUUGCCUGUGAUCAUCGCGGUCUGUGGAUGGAUAUUGAUUUGGAACGGACUCUUGGAAGCUAUCGUCCGGAGAAAACACCAUACAAACCUCGCAAAUUAACAAUGCUUGACACUGCGGCUGUUCGACGCUAUCUCCGGCUGGUUCACCAAGGCUAUGACAUGUACUCCAUUCCAUUGUGGUUGGAGCAGCUUCAUAGACAAUUAACAUUAAACAGUGGGAUUAUGACGGAGAAGAUGGGACGCCAGUAUAACUGUUUGCAUAAGCAGAUGUACGAUAUUCGUCGGAACGCGGAAAUGAGGUGUCAAAGGGUCACAAAUGGGGCUGUCCCGUGGUCUCCCCAGAUCCAAACUUUUUGGGACCGCCAGUCCCUCUGGAAGCUACUGCUGAAGGGAAGGAAGCAAUGUCUAGUCAGCUCGCGAAAAAUCCGCCGCCUUAUGAAGAAGACUCAGUUGCCCGACGCGUGGAAGAAGACUACAGUUGAAUUGGAGACGGCAUUGCGUAAUGACAGGAAGGAGUACCUGCAUGCCAAGAAAAUCCAUACGGUUUCGUGGCGCAAGGAGUUCUUGACUGUUCAAGUGAAGAAAUCUAAGAAGAAACAAUGGACAUCGCGCAAGGCUAGGUAUCGCUUUUUGAGGUUACGGUGGAUGAAGCAACGAGAGGAGGCGAGACGCCGCCGCUGCGCCCAGUCAAAAGGAUCUACCGGCGGUUUGCAAGCGAUUCAAGUUGAAGAGACGUUACCUACCGGACAAGUGGAUCUGCGAACUCUCACCGACCGGAGACAAGUCGAGCAAGGGUGCAUGCAGGAAAAUCGCGCACGGUAUGACCAGACUCGAUCGCCCUAUACGACUCCUCCCAUGGACAAUCCCUUGUAUUCAAUGUUCACCGGGGCAGACGCAGAGAGGAACUCCCACACACUUCUGGAGGGCCGCCUUCCCAUGCCGGAUGGGAUCGAUUCUUACACUAAGUCAUUCCUGGAGCAGUGCCGUUUCCAUCAAGGGCACUCUAUGAUCCCGAUGGAAGUUUCGCCGGCCGAUCAUACUUACUUCUGGUCUCCUAAUCCAGAGAACAAAGGCUCGGAACCGCAUGGGCUUCAUAACGGGUAUUUCAAGGCUGGGAUUUAUUCCCCUAUGGUGGCUCAAUGCAACGCUCUCUUCCGCCACAUACCCUUGACAACUGGUUUUGUCCCUGACAACUGGCGGCAUCGGCUGAAAAAAAUGCGUACGAUUCAGCUCAUGAAUUCUGAAUCUCAAGCGAACUACAAGAAAUUGGGCCGCCUGGCAAUGGCCUACGGCGAAGAACAUCACAUCUUGGCCGAUGGACAGCGCGGGUCUAGAAAGCACCAUCAAGCGAUCGAUCUUGCCCUGUCUAAACGUCUUGUGUGGGACCUUCUGAUUCUCCAGCGGCGCUCUGCGGGGUGGAUUUCAAAUGACGCAAAGUCGUGUUUUGAUCGGGUUGUCCAUUGGGUUGCGGUAUUAGCUAUGAUGCGCCUGGCGAUUACUUGGAAUGCGUUGCGCAUGAUGUUUGACACUCUCGCAACGUCCACGCACCGAGUGCGGACAGGCUUUGGUGACUCUGAAGAGAGCUUUCAUCCUUCUUCCAUGGUUCCAUUUCAGGGUUGCGGCCAGGGCAACGGAGCGGGCCCGCCCAUUUGGGUCUCCGUUAGCUCCGUCAUCAUACAGAUGAUGACCGCGAUGGGCUUCGGCUUCGAAUGCCUCACUGCGAUUGAUUCCCAACUGAUUACCGCUCAGUGCUUCUGCUUUGUCGACGACACGGACGUGAUCAAAGCGGGCAAGUCUGUGGAACAAUCUGGCGAGGAUAUAUGCCACUCCGUCCAACAAGCGGCUUCCACAUGGGCUGGAGGCAUUAGUGCUACUGGAGGGGCAAUUAAUCCAGAAAAGUCCUUUUGGUGGUUGAUUGACUUUGUGUGGGAAUCCAGAGAAGGCAAAUGGAGGUUCCGCCGGACACACCAACUCCUACUGGAUCAUCCAUUACAAAUACCGGGACUAACUGGCGAAUUGGAAGUCUUACGCCGUCUGGAGCCGGAUGAGGCAGAGAAAACCUUGGGGGUCAUGCUGGCCCCAUUGGAAGAUCAACAUGCUCAUGUUGUCCAUCUCAAGAGUAUUGCCAAAAAGUGGGCUGAGCAAGUGCGAUCGGGGCAUCUACACAAAUACGAUGUCAUUCCCCUUAUCAAAACAACAGUGAUGAAAUCCCUGGAAUAUCCUAUGGUGUUAACUACACUGGAUGCUGCGACAUGGGUGUCAAUUAUGAGUCCUGUUCUCCAAGUCUGCCUGCCGAAGGCCGGCAUAUGUAGGAGCUUUCCUCGGGACAUGGUUCUUGCCCCUCUCAAGUUCCAGGGUCUGGGUAUCCCUCAUCUGUUUGGUACUCAGGUGUCUAAACAUAUUGAGGUCCUGCUUCGCCACUUGUCCAACCAAACAAAAACUGGGGCGUAUAUGGAGGCUGCGGUUCAAGAACACCAACUCAAGACCGGCACCUCCUUUGGACUCUUCCAGCAGGACUAUAGCAACACAGCAACUUUGGCGUCAGAUACUUGGCUCAAAAGAGUCUGGAAAGAGUUGGAGGACUUGGAUAUCUAUGUUGCCCUUGACUCGCCUGUCCUCCCUCUCCGGUGCAAAGGCGAUGCCUUGCUCAUUGAGGUAUUCAUGGAGUUGGAAGUGGAUCAGGACGCUUUAAAAUGGCUCAACUGGUGCCGUAUGUUCCUCCAAGUUUGCACCAUCUCCGACAUUGUGACGGCGGAUGGCCUCAGCAUACGAGAGUCCAUGUGGCAUGGGGAACGUGACUACGCUCAUUGGUCGUCAUAUCAAUGGCCUCGCACUGUCCGGCCUAACCGGAACCACUGGAAGGUGUGGCAGGAGCACCUUACCCGAGCACUACUUGUCUCUGACGGACCCCAGCGCCUACUGCGUCAUCCUCUGGGCCCAUGGUUCGAUCUUCUCGACAACUGGAACUGGUUAUGGUCUUCUACUCACGGAUUGUUCCAUUGCAAGGGCCACGGGUGGCAACACUACCGUAACCGUCGCUCCUCCACACGGAAUAUUCAAUGGGACUAUCCUCGUUCUACGCAAUUGUCCGGGUGCAAACGACCACAUAACGAGCACACCGACAACGGCGUCAGCUUCUUGCCAGUCCCCUUUUGGACCCAACCACUCCCUGCUGACUUGUGCCGAGCUACUGUCCACAUUACGCCUUUGUUAGGCACUCUUGCCCUCACCGACAUUGGGACAGCAUCGCUGCAACCGCAUCACGACUCUCAACCGUCUUUGCUAGCCGCCUGGAUGGCCGCCUCAGCCAGGGUGACCAAAUAUGUUGGCUGGACCCCUGAAGAAAUUGAGAUCGAUGGCGACGAAAGCCUAGUUGUAGCAGCCCUACUCGAAGACCGGCUGUGUGUGAUCAGCGACGGUUCUUACAAGCUCGGUCUGGGCACGGCAGCGGUUCAACUGCUUCCACGUAAGGGUGGCACGGAACGUAUUAUCGUCCGGUGCCAGACUCCAGGUCUAACUGAUGACCAGAGCGCGUACCGGAGUGAAUUAAUUGGCCUACUGGCCGGUAUCAUGGUUGUUGAUUGGCUCCUCGACCAGUGGGCCCCAACACUUCGAUCACCACCCCGCGUUAGGAUUGCGUGCGAUGGAUUUUCGGCGUUGCUCAACACCUUUGGUGACAAUCGAGUCACACCGCAACAAGCCCAGUUUGACCUGGUCUCCUCUAUCCGGGAGGCACUUGCCCGCUCUAGGGCCUCGUGGGAACCUAGCCACGUGUACGGUCACCUUGAUACGGCGACAUCCUUUUCGUGCCUCUCUUGGUGGUCCAAACGGAAUGUGGAAGUGGAUGCGUGGGCGGUUGCCUAUUGCCACCAGCUCGAAGCUUCACACCGAUUGAUUGCACCUAACGCUCGUUUCUUUACCAAAUUGGCUGCCCUCUACAUCGGGGACGUCAAACAGUCGCGAUUGAAUCCAGAACAGGUCCAGGAACUGGUGGCGCUGCCUGCUCUACGCAAGCGAUGGCACGAGCGGCAGACGAUUACACCAGAGGCAGAGCUGGAGACCGAUUGGACCAGUCUGGCUCGCGCCAUGAGCUCCCUUCCGGCAGGUGUCCAACGUUGGACCACAAAGCAUGUCGUGGGUAUGUGUGGUGUAGGGAAGUUCAAAGUCCGGUGGGGUGCCGCAGACUCAGCUGCAUGUCCCUGCUGCGGCGAGUUCGAGGACCACCUUCACGUUCCUCGCUGUACGGCGCCCUCGGUGAGUGCGGAAUGA